Elaeis guineensis (African oil palm) is the source of this 950-nucleotide messenger RNA. RefSeq names its product proteasome subunit beta type-2-B. Gene Ontology annotation, cellular component: proteasome core complex. Lineage: Eukaryota; Viridiplantae; Streptophyta; Magnoliopsida; Arecales; Arecaceae. Gene Ontology annotation, biological process: proteasomal protein catabolic process. The record is from RefSeq and is a predicted model, not a curated record.
UUGUUCCUCAAGUCCCAAGGUCCCAAUCCUCCUCAUUUUUUCUCUACAAAUUUCUCCACACGCACGGUUCGGCUCGGUGUUUUCUUCUUCUCUCUUUUUUCCUUCUGUUCUUCAUUUCAUUUCGAGAGAAAUCCUCCGGCGACGGCGAUGGAGUGCGUGUUCGGGCUUGUUGGCGACGGCUUUGCCUUGAUCGCGGCGGACACAUCCGCCGUCCACUCGAUCCUGGUCCACAAAUCCAACGAGGACAAGGUCAUGAUCCUUGACUCCCACAAGCUUCUCGGCGCCUCCGGCGAGGGUGGCGAUCGGGUGCAGUUCACGGAAUACAUCCAGAAGAACGUGCACCUGUACCAGUUCCGGAACGGCAUCCCCCUCACCACUGCCGCUGCCGCCAACUUUACCCGCGGCGAGCUCGCUGUCGCCCUCCGGAAGAAUCCAUAUUUUGUGAAUAUUCUACUGGCUGGUUACGACAAGGGUAUUGGUCCAUCGCUCUACUACAUUGACUACAUUGCAACUCUGCACAAAAUUGAAAAGGGUGCAUUUGGUUACGGAUCCUACUUCACCUUAUCAAUGAUGGACCGGCACUAUCACAGUGGGAUGUCGGUAGAAGAAGCAAUUGAUUUGGUGGACAAGUGCAUAAUGGAAAUCCGAUCUAGACUGGUUGUUGCCCCACCAAACUUCGUGAUCAAGAUUGUUGACAAGGAUGGAGCAAGGGAGUAUGCCUGGCGUGAAUCAGUUAAAGAUGCUGGAGUUGCUACAGCUUAAGAUGAUUAUUUCUUUUUCCUCUUGAACGAGCCUUAUGGAUUAAUUCUGUGUGAUGAACCAAAAAAUGUUGUUUAGAUGCAAUUUAUUGCAACAGUAUGUAACUUCGCUAAUGAUUUUUCACUUUGCUUUACCGAAUUUCAUUUGUCAAACAAUUUCCUCAUUUUCGAUUAUGUUUGUUUUGAAAGAAG